Messenger RNA from Sporothrix brasiliensis 5110, 2619 nucleotides. RefSeq lists its product as uncharacterized. Gene Ontology annotation, molecular function: RNA polymerase II cis-regulatory region sequence-specific DNA binding; zinc ion binding; DNA-binding transcription factor activity, RNA polymerase II-specific. The coding region runs from base 1 to 2619 and encodes 872 amino acids. Lineage: Eukaryota; Fungi; Ascomycota; Sordariomycetes; Ophiostomatales; Ophiostomataceae. Gene Ontology annotation, biological process: regulation of transcription by RNA polymerase II; DNA-templated transcription. The record is from RefSeq and is a predicted model, not a curated record. Gene Ontology annotation, cellular component: chromatin. The transcript is spliced from 3 exons.
AUGGACAUCAGUGACCUUCUAGUCCGCCAUGAGAAGCUUGUUCAUCUCAAUGAGGGCGGCAAGGAUGCCAGCCGGAUCCGGAAAACGUCAUCGGGCAGCGGCCACACAAUGUCCUCGGAUGACCAUGGCGAGAUGAGUAUGAUGGGCAUGCAGCGGCGCCAGUCCUCAACCUCCAGAUACCCCGCCCAAGCACCUCAGCCAAUUCCGUCGCCAUCACAGCACUCGGUCCAUGCCGCCCACCCGUCACAUUCUAUUGCGUCGUUGCCGCCACCGCCACCGACCGACCCCCGGCUCGCAUCUAGAAACGUGCCGGCAUGUAACCUGGAUCUGCUUUCAGAUGCCGCCACGCACUUGGCCUCGGCCGCCGAAAUUAGCGUCAUGCCACCCAUGAUGCCGGAUCUUGGCCCCUCGUCGUCAACCGGCCCGAUCCCGCCCGUCAAGUCUUUUGAUACAACGCCACCGCCAUAUAAUGAUCGCAGCCGUGAGGCACCGGCGUCGCAGGAGGCCAUCCCGCCAUCCUACGCCGGCCAGCCGCCUGCUGCGUCGUUUGACGACUACCACUUGUUCCUCGACGACUUUACUUCGUCCUCGCACUUUUUGCCAACAGCCCUCGAGUCCGACCAGCCUUUUGGCAUGUGGGGCCGUAGUGGCAGCAACAACAUGUCCAAGAUGGCUGGCUCGUCGUUCCCGUCGACACGGUUCCCAUCUGUGCAGCCGGACAUGCGUGACAUACACUCGGAAUCCGGUCCCCAGCGUUCGCAAGACGAAGGUUCGAUGCGCGCUCCCGGAUGGCGCAUUGGACUGGCGGAUCACAACACGAUCAAGAGCCGCCUCGAAGAGUUCUCGUCGGUUCUGCCUACCGACUUCGUCUGCCCGUCCCGGCACACGCUGACCCGCUUCCUUGAGGGAUACAUUAGCGGCUUCCACGAGCACCUCCCAUUUUUGCAUUUGCCGACCCUGUCGCCUGGCGAGCUCUCGCCCGAAUUAAUCUUGGCCAUUCUCGCUGUCGGUGCCCAGUACCGCUUCGAGAGUCACCGUGGCUAUGCGCUGUGGUACGCCGCCAAGGCCAUUGCGUUUGAGCAGAUUCGCCGUCGUCAUAGUCACGAGGUGCACAGCCUGCUUCCUACCUCGGCCGCCUACAGCCCACAUUCAACACGCCCUUCACCCAGCACGGGCUACCGGCACUCGUUCAACUCGGUGCAACACGACCGUCCCUUGACCCAGGAUACACAUCGCGAGCCAUACUCGCCAAACACGCCGCAGGCUCGCCUCGAAACCAUCCAGGCUCUCCUGCUCCUGUUUGCCGUCGGCUUGUGGGGCCCCAAGGCCAUCCUGCACGAAGCGCUCUCUCUGCAAAGCCAGCUGGCCGUUCUUGUCCGCGAAGAGGGCCUCGAAUCCCAGCCGUCCAGCCAGGUGACUGACUGGGACACGUGGGUCCGCGUUGAAGGCAGUACGCGCACCAAGCUGAUCGCGUUUUGCUUCUUCAAUCUAUGCAGCGUCGUGUACAACACGCCACCCCUUCUGCUGACAUCCGAGGUCAACCUGGUUCUCCCGCAGCCCUCGCGACUCUGGAGAAUGGAAACGGCGUGGCAGUGGCAGGAAGCACGCCAGGCCUAUGGCAGUGUCGAGCUGCCUCUGCAGGAGGCCUUUUCGAGAAUCCUCAACCGCAACGUCCAGGCGCCGCUCAGUCAUGUGACAUCACUCGGCAACUACAUCCUGAUGCACUGCUUCAUCCAGCACAUUUACCUGCUGAAGCAGACCUCUGUCGGCAUUGCCACACCGUACGGCAUCCACCGUGGCCUCAAGAUUGAUGACGUCGAGGAGACUGCGCACGGCUUGCGGCUGUGGCAGAUCGGUUUCGAGCAGCACCGACAAAUGCGCGCCGCCGAGAGUGCCCACCACCACCAGCAGGCUGGCAUGAACCCGGCGGACAACUACCACAGUGGCUCCGUGGCGUUCAACGCGACGGCGCUUUUGCGGCUAGCAUACAUCCGGCUGUACACGGACCUCAACCCGAGCCGGCGGCUGGAAACGCGCGACCACGGCAUCAUUGCCAACGCAUUCAACGAUGUGCCCCUCUUAGUUCGCAGUCCACGCACAACGCGCGCCGUCGUGCAGGCGAUCCACGCGCUGGCAAUGCUCGUCAAGGCCGGCGUCAACUACGUGGCGCGGACCAAGUCCCUCGAGUGGAGCAUGCAGCUGUCUUUGUGCAAUAUGGAGUGUGCUCUGCUGCUGUCCAAGUGGCUGAUUACGCUGGCGUCCAUUGGCCCCAACGACGCACCCAUCUCGGCCGAGGAAAAGACGCUGCUCGACAACGUGCGCCGGCUGCUGGACGAGACGGAGUUUGCCGUGCCCAUUGACCCGUCGUUGUCGGGCAGUGCGCCAUCGGGCGCGUCGGCUGCAGUCUCGACUUCGUCGACGGCGUCGGGGACUGACGGCGCCAAGCUGCGACAGCUUGCGACGGCCGUGAUCCACCUAUGGGCGGAGACGUUCAAGGGCACGCACAUUUUUGAGGUGAUUAGCAUUAUGGGUCUCGGUCUCGAGAGCUAUGCGGACAUUCUGGAGAAGCCGGGCGACCGGACCCCAAUGGCGCGGAUGUCCGCCACUGGUGGUCUGUAG